Molecule: messenger RNA, 1539 nt
Organism: Trichoderma reesei QM6a
Lineage: Eukaryota; Fungi; Ascomycota; Sordariomycetes; Hypocreales; Hypocreaceae
Exons: 2
Coding region: 1-1539 (512 amino acids)
Molecular function (GO): oxidoreductase activity, acting on paired donors, with incorporation or reduction of molecular oxygen; monooxygenase activity; heme binding
Source: RefSeq, a predicted model, not a curated record
AUGGCGCUGAUCGAAUACGUCUGGUCGCCGUGGGCGAUUGUCGCCCUUGCUGGCGCUCUCCUUGCCUCGUAUCUCUACCAGUACUUGGUCACCUACGGCUCGCUGCGGCGCUUCCCUGCUCCCUUUCCCGCGCAGUUCUCGAACCUGUGGCUGCUGUCCGUCUGCCGGCGAGGCAAUCGAUACGAGACGGUCGACAAGCUGCACAAGAAGCUGGGCAAGUUUGUGCGCAUCCAGCCGAACCACAUUUCCGUGGCCGACGACGCGGCCAUCAACCUGAUCUACGGCCACUCCAAUGGCUUUCUCAACGAAUUCUACGAUGCCUUCGUCUCGAUCCGCCGCGGCCUCUUCAACACGCGCGACCGCGCAGAGCACACGCGCAAGCGCAAGAUGGUCUCGCACACCUUCUCGGCCAAGAACAUCACCCAGUUUGAGCCCUACAUCCACGCCAACCUCGAGCUCUUCGUCAAGCAGCUGGACCGCCUCGUCGACACCAGCCCCCACGCGGACGAAACGGGCCGCAAGGAGGCGCGCUUCGACUGCCUGCCCUGGUUCAACUACCUCGCCUUCGAUGUCAUUGGCGACCUCGCGUUCGGCGCCCCCUUUGGCAUGCUCGAGAAGGGCGUCGACCUCGCCGAGGUGCGCGACGCCCCCGACAGCCCGCCCAUCUACGCGCCGGCCAUUGAGAUUCUCAACCGCCGCGGCGAAGUGAGCGCCACGCUGGGCUGCUUCCCUGCGCUGAAGCCGUACGCCAAGUAUCUGCCGGAUCCCUUCUACAGCAACGGCCUGGCCGCCGUGCAGAACCUGGCCGGAAUCGCCAUUGCCUGCGUGAAGCGGCGGAUCGACAACCCGCCCGAGAUUGAGCGCAAGGAUCUCCUCGCCCGGCUGAUGGAGGGCCGUGACGAAAAGGGCCAGCCGCUGGGACGAGAGGAGCUGACGGCAGAGGCCCUGACGCAGCUCAUUGCGGGCAGCGACACCACGUCCAACUCGUCCUGCGCGCUCCUCAACUACGUUGCCCGCACGCCCGGCGUCCUCGACAAGAUGCAGGCCGAGCUUGACGCCGCCAUCCCCAAGGAGGUCGACGUCCCGACAUACGACAUGGUGCGCGACCUGCCCUAUCUCGCCGCCGUCAUCAACGAGACCCUCCGCCACCACUCGACCUCGGGCAUCGGCCUCCCGCGCCAGAUCCCGCCCGACUCCCCCGGCGUCACCAUCUGCGGCGAGUUCUUCACGGCCGGCACCGUCCUCAGCGUGCCCACCUACACGAUCCACCACUCGACCGACAUCUGGGGCCCGGACGCCGAGGAGUUCAAGCCCGAGCGGUGGCUCAGCGUGACGCAGCGGCAAAAGGACGCCUUUAUCCCGUUCAGCCACGGGCCGAGGGCCUGCGUGGGCCGCAACGUGGCCGAGAUGGAGAUGAAGCUGAUUGCGGCGACGUGGGCGAGGCGGUAUGGCGCAAAGGUCCUGCAGGGGCCGAUGCUGACGAGGGAGGGCUUUUUGAGGAAGCCGUUGGGCUUGGACAUUGCCUUGUACAAGAGGUGA